AUGGAGGGAUGUGGACACAGCAGAGUGGGCCCCAGAGUCUCUGUGAAGGAAGAAUUCAAGCAGCUCUCCGCCUGCAGAAAUAUUGAGAUCUUUUUUGAGGAUGUUGUUGAGUGUCUCUGGGACAUACUGAGCAGGGAGGAACUGCUUCUCCUGCUGACUGAAUUCCUGAGGAAAAUUGAGGCAAAGGCUGGUUUGUCCAGGGAAGAGACAGAUGCCAUACAUGAAUAUCUGCUGGAGCUGAAAACAGACUUGGUAGAGGAGGACCAACACAGGCCACAAAAGGACCAGCUGGACAGGAAGUGGUUUUUGGAGGAAUUUCCUCGGGUGAAACAGGAGCUGGAGGACAGCAUAGCAAAGCUCCAUGCGCUGGCAGACAAGGUCGACAAGGUGCACAGGGACUGCACCAUCUCCAGCGUGGUGGCCAACUCUGCCGGCGCUGUGUCUGGCGUCCUGACCAUCCUUGGCCUGGCUCUGGCACCCGUGACAGCAGGCAUCAGUCUGGGACUCUCAGCCACUGGGUUAGGGCUGGGAGCAGCGGCUGCUGUGACCAGCGUGUCCACCAGCAUCGUGGAACACGUAAGCAGGUCAUCAGCAGAAACCGAAGCCAGUCGCCUUGUGCCAACAGAUAUCAAUGAAGAGGGGGCGUUUGCAGAGGUUUUACAGAAAAGCACAACCCAGAUUGUUUCCUCUACAAAGAACUUCAUCCAAGCCUUGCAAGGCAUUGGGAAAAAUGUUCGUGCCAUCAAGCUGGCCAGAGUCAACCCUCGCUUAGCGUCCCACGCUAAGCGCUUCAUGACUACAGGGCGAGUCUCCGUCCAAAGCGGAAAGCAGGUGCAGAGAGCCUUUGGAGGUACAGCUCUGGCAAUGACCAAAAGCGCCCGGAUCAUGGGUGCAGCCACGGCAGGUGUUGCCCUCCUGAUGGAUGUGGCCUUACUGGUGAAAGAGGCAAAGCACUUGCAUGAAGGGGCAAAGACAGAGUCAGCACAAAGGAUGAGGCAGCUGGCCGCGGAGCUGCAGAAGAAGUUGGAAGAGCUCACCCGGAGCUAUGAGAGUCUGUAG
Rangifer tarandus platyrhynchus (Svalbard reindeer) is the source of this 1059-nucleotide messenger RNA. The record is from the annotation of a GenBank genome assembly. NCBI's taxonomy places the organism in Eukaryota, Metazoa, Chordata, Mammalia, Artiodactyla, Cervidae.